Colletotrichum higginsianum IMI 349063 is the source of this 192-nucleotide messenger RNA. RefSeq names its product Transmembrane efflux protein. Bases 1 to 192 code for a protein of 63 amino acids. The record is from RefSeq and is a predicted model, not a curated record. The transcript has a single exon. NCBI's taxonomy places the organism in Eukaryota, Fungi, Ascomycota, Sordariomycetes, Glomerellales, Glomerellaceae.
AUGUCCCACAACGAAUCUUCCAGCAUGGGGAGCGACCGCGAGAUGAAGAUCCGGAUGGCCCAGGAGGCGCGGGCCGUCAUCGAGUUCGAGGAGGAUCCCCACCGCGCCGCGCUGGAGGACAACCCGACCGAGGCGCGGGUCGGCAUCAAAACCUGGGUUGCGAUCUUUGUACGAUCUCCAAAGCGUGUUUGA